Molecule: messenger RNA, 1382 nt
Organism: Pseudo-nitzschia multistriata
Lineage: Eukaryota; Bacillariophyta; Bacillariophyceae; Bacillariales; Bacillariaceae
Source: the annotation of a GenBank genome assembly
GAGUAUUCGAACUACCGUGAAACAAACUUCUUUCAAGAAACCAUCACCGUUUUCUGUGAAACAUUUCAAGGGGCUCGCUCUGUAGCCAUAAUUUCACUUUCUAUCUCGUCAAGCAGCCGAUACACCUACAAUAAGUCAUAGCACAGGCGAAGUUCAAAGGAACAACGUGAAGAAUCUUUUCCUCGCACAAACUUGGGCGUCAUGUCGUUUCUUGGGGAAUGGCACAUGCGACAGAAAGCUCUCAAACAUGCUGAGCGCGAAGGAAAAAUGAAUGCAUCCACAAAUCUCCGGAGCUAUCGGGGUGGUAGACACUCGAUCAGGGAUGCAGAGGAACAAAAGGCACUGAAAGAAGCCGAACGUCAUAUGAGAAAGAAUGCAUCCAACAUCCUACGCAACUAUCGCGGUGGAGAGCACGACAUCAAGGACCACGAACGCGUUGCUAUCAAUGAGCGGAAGAAAAACAACGCCCGCCUAGACAUCGAACAUCGCGAACCAGAUAUUUCUGCUGAAAUCAAACGCGGUAAAGGGGAUUUCCAUGCUGGAAAAUCUCGCCAGCUCUUCAUCUUCGACUUUUCGUUUGGCCUUAUUUAUGAUGAUUCGCAACCUGAGCCUGGAGUUGAUUUGUGUGCCCAAGCCGCAGAAGUGAUAAUCCCGUACAUUCUUAACCAGUGGUCAAAUGAGACAAAUGUAUUUUUCCACCCAAAGUCACCAGAGGUUGUCGGGGACAUUUCUAUCGAUGACUGGUAUGAAAGCGAAGACUCGACAAGAUACGUGGUGAGGGGAAAGGUGCCGAUCCAAGUAUUCGUGGAUGGCUCUGCCAAAGACAUCGUGGCGCCUCUUCAAAAAGUGUUGAAAAGAUAUGUAUCGUUCCAACCGAUAUCGGCAAAAGAGGUAGAAGAUACAACAGAAGAGAGAAGAAGACAGCUUAUUAUUGGACACGAGGGUAGAUCACGGUGGAUGCGGGUUCGUCAAUGUCGUCUUAGCGGCCUUGGGAUUACUUUCUAAAGCCAAUAUGGAAUGAUGGGACAAUCCACUACCAAACAACAAAAGUCAUAUGUAGCCCAGAAUCUAUGUGAAGAAUUGCACCGAUACUCUUGUCACAAUGAAACGAAACGUAUUCUCUGGUCUCAUUCGUCAGCAAAAUCGAUGUUCGUCAAAAGUCCUAGAAUCUUGAUUUUCAGCGGGUUUUGAAGGCAGACUCCCUCCUUGAUUGCAAAACACCGGUAGCUAUCGCAACUAUUGCAAGGGUAGUGAUUGAUAUGCUCCGUGAGAUGAUUCUGGAUCUAAAUCUUCUUUGUGGGAUGGGGCCUGAACAUGAUGAGACUUGUAGUCAUGUUCUUCUGUUUCUAUGCCUUGUAAUCUAAUAAAUGCAUUUCAAUAUG